Molecule: messenger RNA, 1180 nt
Organism: Glossina fuscipes
Lineage: Eukaryota; Metazoa; Arthropoda; Insecta; Diptera; Glossinidae
Exons: 1
Coding region: 164-841 (225 amino acids)
Source: RefSeq, a predicted model, not a curated record
UGUCGAACUUAGCGCAAUUGCUUCUUUUUCUCGUCUCAACUCUUACUUUAGUUUGUUUUGUUUGUUAAUAUAGAGGAUUGUGUGAUUUACAGAUUAUAUUAGUUUUUGCUUACAGAUCUAAGCUCUGAAAUAUCUAUACAGAUAGCAAAAGCACAACAAAAAAAUGUCUACCAAAGGAAAUUGCGAGGUUUUCGUCGGCGAUAAUAAAGACAAAAGUAAAAUUGUGAAAAACAUUACGAAAGUAUUGGACUUUUCUGAAGACAUAAACAGUUUGCAACGUUUGCAAGCAUCGCAUUCUCCCACUAUGUCUAACGAAAGUGAUCUAUCAUUCUCUUGGUCGAUGGAUCAUGAAGUCGAAACAUACACGAACGCUAUUGAUGCUGAUGAAUUGCCAGCUUUCGAAAUUCGACUAAUAUCGCCGUUGGGACGUACACCGUCUCCCAUACGAAGUGAAAACAUGUCACCGUCAUUGAGAACACCAAAUUUUGAACAUCUAAUAUCCAAUAACUGCCAAAACGAUCCCGAGUUCGUUGCUCUUCAGGACAUAAAUGCUCAAAUUAGCCCGCCUAGUGAACAUAGCGAUGCUGACACCUCACUUCAACGUACUGGUAGCUUAGAAACUAUUUUCGAAGGAGUAUUUUUAAAUACACCUCCUCGUCAACGACUCAGCAUGCAAUCCCGUUCAGGCAGUCGAAAUCGCAAUAACCUCUUAGAGAAAGUGACCUUUAAUCGUUUGUUUUGUUGCACAGAGAACAAAUCGCCACAGUCAAUGGAACGUCAGCUAUUAUCAUCGUGUCCUUUAGAUUUUAAAUCCUUAUCUCUCACCGAAGAAACCUUAUGAUAAAUUUAUAUUAUACUACUCUACUUACUUGUAAUUAAAAUAAGCACCGCAUAGCACAGCAUCAUGCAAAUUAAUUUCAUUUAAUAUCGAAUCGAAUCGAAUUUAAUAUUCAGAGUAAUAAUAUUUGUUAGGUACAUUGAUCGGUGUAUCGAAGAGAAAAAGAAAACUAUUUUAAUUUAAUUACUUUGAUUUACUCCGGUUAAACGUUUUUCUCAAUAUUAGUGUUGUUUCUAUUCAAAAUUCUAAAGUGCUUAGUGUAAUUUUAGAUGGUUCAAUCAAUUUUAUACUAUCGUGUCCAAUUUCUCAGUAAACUAAUAACACAACUUUAUUUUGCAUUGU